ACACCUACUGCUGGAAGCUUAUAUAAGGACAGGAAAGAAGGCAGCUUCUGCUAUUUGCCUGCUUGCCUUCACCUUACUAGCAAGUCCAUUCCUUCACUGGCCUUGCAGCCUUCAUCUUUGGGAUUCCAGCGUCUACUGAAGACCUGCUGAGACAUCCAGCCUCGGGGACUGAGCAACUUCUGGACUCUUGGACGUCUCAUUCAUAGCCAGCAUUGUUGGAUUAGCUAGAUCACUGCCUAAUAAUGUUGGCUGCCACACUGGAAGAAGGCUCAUGCAUCAACUUCAGGGAAAUGGCAUUUAUUGACAACACACUUUACUUUAUACCUGAAGAUGAUGGAGACCUGAAAUCAGACAACUUUGGCAAGAGACGAUCUACAACCUGUGUAAUACGAGAUAUGAAUGACCAAGUUCUCUUGGUCAUUGGCAGAGAAAGGCAAGCUGUGUUUGAGGACAUGCCUGAUGCUGACCAACGUGCUAAUCCCCAGACCAGACUGAUAAUACAUUCGUAUACAGAUUGUCACUCAAGGGGAGAGGCUGUAACCCUCUCUGUGAAGCAUGAAAGAAUGUCUACUCUCUCCUGUAAGGACAAAGGCAUUGCCUUUAAGGAAAUGGAUCCACCUGAAUAUAUCGAUGGUACUAAAAGUGAUUUCAUAUUCUUUCUGAGAAGUGUUCCAGGACACAAUAAGAUGCAAUUUGAAUCUUCAAUGCACGAAGGACACUUUCUAGCUUGUGAAAAGGAGGGUGAUUUUUUCAAACUCACAUUGAAAAAGAAGGAUGAAAAUAGAGAUAAAUCUGUAAUGUUCACUGUUACUAGCUUACCUCAGACUUAGGUAUUAAGCAUUUUUGUACCAGAAAGAUGAGUAGAUUACAUGAGCCUUAUGAUAAUCCAUUCUGUGUUGCCAUAGCAAAAUACCCCAGGCUGCAUAAUUUAUAAAGCAAACAGGUUCAUUUAUCUCACGUGUCUAGUUCAAUUCCUACGUCCUGGUGAAGGGCCCUGGCUGCAUUACAGCAUACAAGAUAAAAGGAAAGGAAUCAGCUGCAUGUGAAUUAGCACAUGGGUGAGCCUCACUUCAUAGCAACUCUUUCUUGAGAGAGGCUUCGGCCCUUCCCAAUGCUGGAACCCUCAGGAGCUGUUCACCUCCCACCUCUUUAAUAUAUCACCACCUCAACAUGGUUAUACUGGCGAUCAAGUUUCCAGCAAAUCUAUUCACGUGACAGUGAA
Microtus oregoni (creeping vole) is the source of this 1222-nucleotide messenger RNA. RefSeq names its product interleukin-18-like. NCBI's taxonomy places the organism in Eukaryota, Metazoa, Chordata, Mammalia, Rodentia, Cricetidae. Gene Ontology annotation, biological process: inflammatory response; immune response. Bases 243 to 830 code for a protein of 195 amino acids. Gene Ontology annotation, molecular function: cytokine activity. The record is from RefSeq and is a predicted model, not a curated record. The transcript has 6 exons.